CUCAGAAAGGCUUCUUUCUGCCUUUCAUUCCCCAGCCACCACCGGUCAACCUAACAGCACAGGCGAAACUUUUAUUACGGGUUUGGAUGUGAGCGACGAGUUUGCCAUUGGAUAGUAAAACCAAAGAAAUCGUCCUUGCCAUCUGCGAUCAAGGACUACAAGCGUUUCAGGUGGACGAUACUGCACAGGUGAACCAUGGCCAUGUUCUUGCUCUUUCUGAGUAUGUGCUUCUGGGUCUCCUCAGCCACAGUGCCUUUUUAUGAUUAUGUUUACACUGAGCCUGAAAGCACAUUGAGUGUCAGCAUACCCAAUGAGCUUCCUCUCCAGCCCCUGAUGGGUGACACAUUAAUUCUGCCCUGCUACUUCCGGGACAACACGGUCAACGACCCCGGUGCCCCCACCAUUGCCCCUUUGUCUCACCGGAUCAAAUGGAGUCUGGUCACCAAAGACAAGACCACAACCAUUUUAGUGGCAUCUGAGGGAAUCGUAAAUGUGACCAAGCAGUAUAUGGACAGAGUCACCUUAGUGGGAUACCCCACGACGCCCACAGAUGCAAGCAUUAAAAUCACAGAACUCCAUUCCAAUGACUCAGGAGUGUACCGCUGUGAGGUCGUGCAUGGCAUAGAGGACAAUCACGAUAUCGUUCAUGUCCAAGUUCAAGGUAUUGUUUUUCACUAUCGUGCAAUCACCACAAGAUACACGCUGACCUUCGAGAAGGCCAAAGCAGCCUGUAUUCAAAACAGUGCCGUGAUCGCCACCCCGGAGCAACUGCAAGCGGCUUAUGAUGAGGGUUUUCAUCAGUGUGAUGCUGGAUGGCUUGCAGACCAGACAGUCAGGUAUCCUAUUCACAAUCCUCGCGAGGCUUGCUAUGGGGACAAAUACGAAUUUCCAGGAGUGAGGACAUACGGAGUAAGAGAUGUGAAUGAGACUUAUGACGUGUACUGCUUUGCUCUGACAAUGACAGGAAGAGUGUUCCACGCUACUUCCCCUAACAAAUUCACUUUUGAUGAGGCUGAAGCUGCAUGUAAAAGGCGGGAUGCCAGGUUAGCUACCACUGGACAGCUUUACCUGGCCUGGAAGGACGGGAUGGACGUUUGUAACGCUGGCUGGUUGGCAGACAGAAGCGUUCGCUACCCCAUUAACAUCGCCCGACCGCAGUGUGGGGGAGGCCUGCUGGGAGUGCGCACUGUUUAUCUGUUUCCCAAUCAGACCGGCUAUCCCUUACCAGACACUUGCUACGAUGCUUUUUGCUAUUCUGAAAAAGAUGAAGAAGGUUCAGGCUUUCCUGACAUAUUUCCGGGGUCAGGCAGUGGAGUACUGAGCGUGGACACUAUUACAGAAGGCCCCCAGGUCUUUUUAAAGCCCACCUCCACUAAAAGUGAACUACAGGGAGAGGUUAUAACACAUAAACCCUCAGUGACCACCAGUGUCAACCCAUCAUACUCUAUCAUAGAUGAUACCCUGCUGCCUCUUUUGCCACCUCCCAGCUCCACUGAUCUUGGGUCAGAACUUUCUAAUAUGACUGAAGCUGUCAUGUCUGAUACGGGGGUUGUGUUUCAUUACCGUGCAAGCUCCAUUCGCUAUGCUUAUAACUUUGUGGAAGCUCAACUUGCGUGUCAAAGCAUCGGUGCGGUCAUCGCCAGCCCCCAGCAGCUCCAGGCCGCCUAUGAGGCUGGUUUCCAUCAGUGUGAUGCUGGCUGGCUCUUGGAUCAGACUGUCAGAUAUCCCAUUGUGUCCCCACGCGAGCAAUGUUCUGGUGAUUUGGAGCAUCUUCCCGGUGUGAGAUCUUACGGACUACGUCCUGCCGAUGAACAAUAUGAUGUGUAUUGCUAUGUGGACAAACCAAGAGGGGAUUUUUUCCAUGCAAGUUCAUUUGAUGGAUUUACUUACAAUGAAGCUGUGGCCUACUGCGAGGGUCAGAACGCAUCCCUGGCCUCUACAGGAGACCUGUAUGCUGCCUGGAAGCAGGGUUUUGAUAUGUGCCGUAAAGGCUGGCUUCUGGACCUCAGCGUACGUUAUGCCAUCAAUAAACCCCAGCAGCUGUGUGGCGGAGGAAAGGCUGGAGUUCACACAGUUUACAUGUUUCCCAACCAAAGAGGCUUUCCUGACCUGAACACCAAAUUCGAUGCUUAUUGCCUUAAGGUGGAUCUGGAUGUGUCUCUGAAUGAAAGUAAGGCAAACAUAACCGUGACAGAAGAGACAUUUAACAUGGAGUCUUUCCCUGAUCUUCUCAGUCCUGUGGAUCUUGAUUUGUUUUUGAAUGAAAGUGAGCCAAACAAAACAGUGACAGAGGAGACAGUGAACGUAGAUUCUCUCCCUGAUCUUCUCAGUCCUGUGGAUCUGGAUUUGUUUCUGAAUGAAAGUGAGCCAAACAAAACAGUGACAGAGGACACAGUGAAUGUGAAGUCUUUUCCUGAUCUUCUCAGUCCUGUGGAUCUGGAUUUGUUUCUGAAUGAAAGUGAACCAAACAAAACAGUGACAGAGGACACAGUGAAUGUGAAGUCUUUUCCUGAUCUUCUCAGUCCUGUAGGUACCCCCAUCACCCCCAUCUCUGGAUCUGGGUCAUCUGAGACCAGUGGUGAAGUAAAUCUGUCUGGAAGUGGAAGUGGGGAUCAGCCGAGUGGGUCAUCUGGUUGGAGCGGGGACCUGUCUGGAUCUGGAAUCAGUGGGGAUGUUUCAGGGUCAGGUCUUAGCGGUGAUGACUCAAGUAUCCUGGUGACAUUCUCAGGAAGCGGAGCAGUUUUGUCUGGAGAUGGAUCAGCUUCAGGGAGACCCCAGGAGGCUGGAGAAGGUGAUCUCCUCACCUUUCCAUUUGAUCAGAGCUCAGGCCUUUUUGGUUUGAACUUCUCUGGAUCCGGAUCUGGCAGUGGGUCAGGCUAUAGCUUUGAAGGAAGUGGAUCUAUCUCAGACUUUUCCAUCAGCUCAGGUGAGAUCAGUGGGAGUGGAGAACAUUCUGGUUUCUCCUCAGGAUCAGGUUCCAGCGGGGAGUUCUCAGGAUUCAUUACUUUCUCAUCUGGAAUAUUUCCCUCUGGAGGAUCCAGUGGCAUUUCAUUAGUUGAUGAAUCUGCCAUCCUGCUGGAUAGACAGUGGACUCAAUUGUCUACUUCUCCAUCCUUACAAGAACAGGAGUUCAGCGGAAGCCAUGUAGAUUUCAGCGGAUCAGGACAUAUCUCAGGGUCUGGGACGAGUGGGGGUUUUUCUGGGAUGAGUGGUGAUCACAGCGGCUCUGGGAGUGGUUCAGUGUUUUCUGGUGUGACGUAUCAUGGAUCGGGAUUCACUGAUCUCACAGAGCAAUCUCGUAACCAGGAAGCUUCUGGGGUUUUGAUAUUCGGAUCUGGUGAGGGCAGUGGAUUUACAUCCGGAGUCUAUGCCAUUGAAUCAGGAGAAAGAUCAGGGGAAUCCGCCAGCGGUGAUAUCACAUUUUUCAUCAAUAGUGUGGUGACUGAACUGUCCAACAAGCCCAUCCAAGCCAUGGAGCUGGGAGGUGGGGAUGUGGAGUAUAGUGGGACUGUCAGCCUGUCAUCAGGUAGUGGAGAUGACCAAACUGUCUUUGCUAGUGGACAAGAAGAUGAGCCGAUCCCAACCACUGGACACACAUUAAAUAUGAGCUCCAGUGAGGUUCCUCCAGUAGAACAAUCGCUUCAAGGGCCAUCAGGCCUGCACAGUGAUGCUGCCAGACCAGCAGUGCCAUAUUCAGAACCGGCAGGGAUGAUCAGUAAUCCUGAUACUACUUCUGCAACUUUACCUUCUACAACAGAGUCUGCCAUUCCUCAACAGACUCCUUCUGUCAUUGAAGAACCUACUGUGAAUGCCAUAAUUGCUUCUGUUAACCCAUGUGAUCCAAACCCUUGUGGAGCUGCUGAAUUAUGUUCAGUGAACGAUGGGGUGGCCUUCUGUCAUUGCCCACUGGGACAACAUGAAGAAGAAUGUCAGUUUGAGGUUGAUGUUUGCCAUUCAAACCCUUGCGCCAAUGGAGCCACCUGUGUGGAGGUGGAGGACACUUUCAAAUGCUUGUGUCUGCCCAGCUACGAAGGAGACCGCUGUGAGAUUGAUGUUCACACCUGUGAAGAGGGCUGGAUUAAGUUUCAGGGCAACUGUUACCUGCAUUUUUCCGAGAGAGAGACCUGGCUGUACGCAGAACAGCGCUGUCGUGACCUAAACGCUCACCUAGCUAGCAUAAACACUCCAGAAGAACAAGCCUUCAUUAACUCGUAUGCACAAGACUAUCAGUGGAUCGGAUUGAAUGAUAAAACUGUUGAAAAUGACUUCCGCUGGUCAGACGGUACCCCACUGCAAUAUGAGAACUGGAGGCCUAACCAGCCUGACAAUUAUUUUAACUCUGGGGAAGACUGUGUUGUGAUGAUCUGGCAUGAAAAUGGCCAAUGGAAUGACGUGCCUUGCAACUACCAUCUACCCUUCACGUGUAAAACAGGUCCAGCAACAUGUGGCCAACCUCCUAAAGUGGAGAAUGCCAGGAUGUUUGGAAACAAGAAGGAUCGUUACCAGGUGAAUUCCAUCAUUAGGUACCAAUGCAACGAACGCUUUAGACAGCGCCACCCGCCUGUGAUCCGAUGUAUGGCAGAUGGAGAGUGGGAGAAGCCUCAAGUGGAAUGCAAAGCCAAAAUCAACACCAGACUGCAAAUGAAAUCUACUGUUCAUCACUCGCAUAAAGUUAGCACAACAUUGGAGAAACAUCUCUAAAGAGAAGAAGACCUAGUUUCGUUUUUAAUAACAGUGCAAGUUUUAUAUUUAUUUUCUUAGCCCCUGAUUUAUAAUGUAUAACUUUUCAUAAUAAGUAUAACUUUUAAGAUAACUGUCCAUCUUGUUUAUAUUUCGGCCUUAAACAGUAAAUCACCAUAUAUAAAUUAUUUGCCCUUGAUAAAGUGAUCUACUUCAUAACUCCAGUAAAAUAUCAGGGACCAAAACAUCAGAGACCACCAGCAUUCCUAAAGACUUCCGCAAAUGUUUGCUGAAGGGUUUUCCAUUUGAACUGGCUAGUGUUUCAUGGUGCAAAGACACUGAGCUUAAAGCUUGGUUAGCCUGGUCCUUUAUCUAUUUUGCCAGACAGAAAUACUGUCUUUUUCGUCUUUAUGUGCUAGUUAACAAAUUAAAGUACAUUAUAAAUUAUAGAUGAGGUGAUGAAAUGUGAAGUUUUGUUUUCAUCUAUACAUUUAGAAGAAAGUUUAUAGCCAUAAUGGACGUUUACAAAGUUAUUUAUUUCUACCUAAUCAGGCAGAUUAUGAAAACUUGCACAAGGAUGUCAUUCAUUUGUUGUCUGUGUUAGAGAGCAUAAUGUGAAUUGAUCUAUUUAUUGAUUUCUCACAACAUAAAACAAAACGCAUCCAUCUUUUGACUGGAGGUGUCCAUCUUUUUUUGGGAUCCCAUGUUUGGUCACAAAAGCCAUAAAUAUACUGUGAACAGCAUCAGAUCUUGGUGGCCAAGUCCAGUCAGAUUAUGAAUGUAAACCCAAUCAUGCAAAUGUACUUGUUUGUUAGAUAUUAUCUGUGUUGCCCAAGGCUGUGCAGGGCAUAGUACUAUAUGGGUACCAAACUGAUCAGCUACCAGCUAUUAUUUUGCAAUACAUUUUGUUUGUAGUUCAGAACUGUUGAUGACAAAUGCCUUGAAUAUUUCACAUUUUGCCUAUUCUGAUGGUACUGCUUUGCUUUUGUCAGAAAAAGAACAAGAGGCUGAGCCUCUUUCAUCCGAAUGGCAGGGACCUCUCUUUUAUACACCAUAGCUUUCAUUUUCAAUUUUAAAACGACGAAUGCAGCAUAAACUGCAGACGAAAAUGCACAGACGUUUCCUGUAAAUAAGCUACUCACAGAUAUACUGUGGCACAGAACCAUCUAAUCUCCCAUUCACAAAGUGGCCUCCUGUUUCUAAGGUCAUAUUGGGAGGAAAAGGACAAAGUCAACAGUAAACCCACGAAGAGAUCUUUGAGGCAUUUUUGUCUUCUGUCUUCUAAAUAAGGGAAAACAAGUUGCCAAUAAUGUCUUCAGCUGAAUUUAUGUGUUUAAAUAACUGUAUUACAGCAAAUGAAUAAAACAUGCCAUCAUCUUUAACACAGGA
Molecule: messenger RNA, 6069 nt
Organism: Triplophysa rosa
Lineage: Eukaryota; Metazoa; Chordata; Actinopteri; Cypriniformes; Nemacheilidae
Gene: acana
Product: aggrecan a
Exons: 22
Coding region: 196-4701 (1501 amino acids)
Biological process (GO): cell adhesion
Molecular function (GO): calcium ion binding; hyaluronic acid binding
Source: RefSeq, a predicted model, not a curated record